AUGAGGGAAUGCACCUCAGAGGAAGGCUCUGAUGAGGAGUGGGUGCCGGAAACCACCUCUUCCACCAAGCGGCAUAGAGUGAAGAGCAGCUCCUCAGAAGAGGACACCCCCACUCCAACUCCCAAGAGAGCGAGAUUACCAGGAAGAGUCUUCAGCUGGAAAAGAAAAGCAGGAAGCCGUGAUGGCAUCAGCUGGAGAGGAAGAGAAGGAAGCAGUGAUGGCAUCAGCUGCAGAGAAAAAGAAGGAAUCAGUGAUGGCAUCAGCUGCAGAGAAAAAGAAGGAAUCAGUGAUGGCAUCAGCUACAGAGAAAAAGAAGGAAUCAGUGAUGGCAUCAGCUGCAGAGAAAGAGAAGGAAUCAGUGAUGGCAUCAGCUACAGAGGAAGAGGCAUCAUCUGGAGAGAAACAGAAGGAAGCAGUGAUGGCAUCAGCAGUCAACCUGGGAAGUCAGCCGACCCAGCUGAAAAGAGAUGGUAUGGUAUUGACACCCCAGACAUUACGCCAAGACAGCCCAUAUUCAAACCCCGCAAUGCACCCGGACCCACGCUCAUCCGCACAGCUUCAUACACCCCCCUGGAGCUGUUCAACUUAUUUUUUACCAACUCGAUGUUAAACACAAUAAUUGAGAACACCAAUAUAAAAGGCUCCACAUGUUCUACUGCCAACCACCCCUGGUUUGACAUCACGCUGCAGGACAUGUUUUCAUUUAUGGCCAUGCUUAUUUACAUGGGAUUGCUGAAGUGCAGUCGUCUCACAGAUUACUGGCGAGGGGGGAACCUUUACAGUUUGCCGUUCCCAAAAGAGGUUAUGUCUGGGAGGAAGUUCCUGAUGAUCACCCAUGCCCUUCAUCUGAGCAGCCCGGCGAUGGAUGAAGCCAAUGACAAGAAGAAAGGCACAGCCGCCUACGACCGCCUCGGCAGAAUCAAACCACUCUACAAUGAGAUGAGGGAAUCCUGCAGGAGGAACUUCCACCCUGACCAGGACAUUUCCAUCGACGAGAGGAUGCUUUCCUCCAAAGCACGUACUGGAUUGAAGAAAUAUAUGAAAAACAAACCUGUGAAAUGGGGGUACAAGCUCUUUGUUUUGGCAGACUCAAAGAACGGCUACACAUGGGACUUUUUCGUGUAUGAAGGGAGGACCCACGGAAACUCCGGCAUGGGACUCAGUUAUGAGUCGGUGAUGGAGCUAGUGAACACACGGUUGCUGGGCACUGGCUACAAGCUGUAUGUGGAUCAUUUCUACACAAGUCCUGCCCUUUUCAAGGACCUCCUCCAGAAGAAGAUCUGGGCUUGUGGAACCAUCCACUCCAACAGAAUUGGCUUCCCGAAGACAAAAGAAAACAGCCUGAAUUCCAAAUCUCCCCGUGGCACCAUAUACUGGCUGAGGCAGGACUCCCUCGUUUUCGUCCAGUGGCGCGACACGAGGGAUGUCCACAUGUGUUCAGCACUCCACACAGCCCAUUCAGAGGACACGGUUAUCAGGAGGACGAAAGGUCGAGAUGGGCAGUGGACGGUGAAGCACGUCUCUGUGCCACCAUCUGUGAAGGACUACAACAGGAGCAUGGGUGGAGUGGACCUAUCAGAUGCCCUCAUAGGCUAUUACACGGUCCUCCACAAGACCCAGAGGUGGUACAAGACCUUUUUCUUUCACUUUAUGGACAUUGCCAUUGUAAACGCCUUCCUUCUGCACAAAGCCAUCGACAUUGGAAAAGGAAAUAAGCCGUUGAGUCAGAGGGCUUUCAGGGAGACCCUCGCCCAGCAGCUGGCUAAGGUGGGCUCUUCUUCCACAGCCAGACCCGUACCGCCUCCUUCUACUUCUUCACCCGAAGCACAUCACAAGCCAGUGUACAUCAGUGGGGACAGCACAUCCGGACGGCUAAAGUGCAAGCAUUGUCACGCAAAAACGCCACUGAAGUGCUCCUCCUGUAAUGUGGCUUUGUGCUUGGUGUCGGGGCGGGACUGCUACAAUGCCUGGCAUUCUGCCAAUAACCUAUGAGGAGGUUAGGGAGGGACAAUGUUCACUCAAGGACUUUGUAAAUAGGUUGUGUUAGUCUUUAUACUUCACUUACUGUGCCAUUACUACUGACAGUGAAUAUAUAUGAAGAGAAUAGGAUGGCCUUGAGUGUCAUCUUUCAAUAGAGCCCAAGAUGAUGCCUGUACAUUGAAGCGUUCAAAAGUUAUGGCCUUUUUAUCCAAGGUAUGUGACCAUGAUUACCAAAGGUCCUUGUGGGGUCUCCAAAUGGCACAGUUUGGAAACGCCUGGUGGUACCCUUAGAAAAAACUGUGAUGUUAUCUUUUUGUGGUUUUGUUCUGAAAUUUGAACCUGAACUUGGUA
Messenger RNA from Cottoperca gobio, 2331 nucleotides. Its product is annotated as piggyBac transposable element-derived protein 4-like. The record is from RefSeq and is a predicted model, not a curated record. Bases 1 to 1992 code for a protein of 663 amino acids. Lineage: Eukaryota; Metazoa; Chordata; Actinopteri; Perciformes; Bovichtidae. The transcript is spliced from 3 exons.